AUGGAUUUUAACCCUACUCGAACAACAGUCCACAAUGAAGGUUGCGACCUGCAUUACUGGUACCAAGGCAGCGGCCCUCUCAUGAUCUUUGUGCCAGGCGGAAACGGCCACGGAAGACAGUUCAACAACAUUAUAGCUGCUCUAUCAGGCCGUUUCACUUGUGCAACUUUUGACAGACGUCAGAUGUCAGCCAGUCAAGUCCCAGUCAACAAACCAUUGAGUAUGACUCAACAAGCACGAGAUUUGCGAGCCGUCAUAAAGGCUAUAGGCUUAGAGAAAGCGAUCAUAUUCGGGAGCAGUAGUGGUGGUAUCAUCGGAUAUCAGUUCGCCCACGACUUUCCAGAUAUGGUAGUCCAUCUGAUCUCGCACGAAGCCGGAAUCUCCGUCCUCAUGCCUGAAGCGAGCGAAAUAUACGAUUGGAUGUAUGGUCUCAUUGAAUUACACAAAACCAAAGGCCUGGACGCUGUCGCAGCGGAAUUCGAUAAAUGCUUGAUCGGAUAUAAGGACGAAGGUCUCCCAAAAUCUCAGUCUCCUGAACCAGAAAACGCUCGCAACUUUUGGGAGUAUGAAUUUCCCUCACAGCUAGGUUAUUGUCCCAAUUUCAUCCGCAUCAAGGAGAACAAGACUAGUAUAGGGGUGAUGAGAGGCGUUAGGUGUAAGGAAGCGUUUUAUGCGAGAGCGAUUGAGUAUCAGGCCGAGAUUUUGGGGUGUCCACGUAUGACUGUGCCGGGUCAUCAUGAGGGGUUUCAGUGCGAGACAAAGGAAUUUGUUCCUGCUCUGUUGGAAAUGUUGGAUAUUCUAGAAAAGAGGAAGGCAUCUGCAUAA
Fusarium poae is the source of this 825-nucleotide messenger RNA. RefSeq lists its product as uncharacterized. Lineage: Eukaryota; Fungi; Ascomycota; Sordariomycetes; Hypocreales; Nectriaceae. The transcript has a single exon. The record is from RefSeq and is a predicted model, not a curated record. Bases 1 to 825 code for a protein of 274 amino acids.